Cynara cardunculus var. scolymus (artichoke) is the source of this 1208-nucleotide messenger RNA. RefSeq lists its product as uncharacterized. NCBI's taxonomy places the organism in Eukaryota, Viridiplantae, Streptophyta, Magnoliopsida, Asterales, Asteraceae. Bases 66 to 971 code for a protein of 301 amino acids. The record is from RefSeq and is a predicted model, not a curated record. The transcript is spliced from 7 exons.
ACACGACGACUCUUUAAAAAGCUUUACAAAAUCAGAAUCAAUUGAGGGGAGGUGAUAGACACUCUAUGGAGGCUGUGGACAUGUUAGAGGCCAUGAGGGUCCUCGAUUCUUCACUUUCUCGAAUCAACUGGCGUCUCAGAGCUUCGUCAAGGCGUCGUCUUGAGACAGAUAUUCUGGCAUUAUGCACGGGGAUGAGACCAGUAAUAAUGAUAGAUUAUGGUGGAAAGAUGCCUGAACUAAGAGAACGACUAUGUGCAUUUCUCAAGCUUACACAAGAGGAAUCUUCUAUCUUUGAGAAUUUACGGGUCAUGGUUAUUGAAGAUAUGAUAUAUUUGAUACAUAUUAGAGGGCUUGCAGAUCUUAUCAAGUUAACAAUAAAUAAAGAACAGGAAGUGCAUUUUAUUGACCUUGAACGAGAUCCACCGAAGAUUAUAACAGAGAUCGAAAGGUGUUCCAUAGGAGCACAAUUUGUAUCGCUACAGAAGCUGUUUUCUUCAGUUUUUUGUGCCAAUGAUGAUGUUUUGGGAUGUGGGAGAGGCUCAACAAGUAAUGCUGAAUCCUCUGAUUGUCAGCUUCCUGUUUCUCCUCAGCCUUCUGACUUCAUCGACCUCAGUCAUUUUAUGCAAGACACACUUGUCACUGUACCAACUCUAAAUGGGUGGCUUCUUGGUUACCCGGUGGUGUACAUUUUUGGCAAGGACCAUAUAGAAGAUGCUGUAUAUAAUCUCUCCACAAAGUCGCUACAUCUUUUCAACAUUUUUGUCUGCAGGAACAGUAGCUCCGGUAAAAGACCACAAGAAGAAUUAAUGAGUUUCUCGGUACCUUAUGAUCUGAGCAUAGACGGGGAGGACGAACCAUGGGCCGAGGCAUUUCUGGUUCGGGUGAAGGCCAAAUGGGAAGGAUGCAAGCAUGUUUGGGGGUCCUUGAAGAUGGAGGUUAGUUCUACUUAUCCACAAGCAAUUGCAUUGUAACCAUUGUUAAACUGUCUUUGUUAUUUUCAAAUUCAAAGCAACAUUUCAGUUGCUGUGGUUUUAUCCCUGUAUGUAUGGUUGUCUAAAGGGUAAAAUAGUCAUUUUCUAUACCUGAAAAUAAUGGGAAAGAUAUGACUCACAUAUAGUAGGUGGAGUAAAUGGUGGCUGAAGCUUUUAGGGACAACCACUGUUAUCCUACAUUUGUUUGCCUGCAGAGAUUUUGUAUAUUUAUGUGAA